Messenger RNA from Trichoderma reesei QM6a, 4332 nucleotides. RefSeq names its product C2 calcium/lipid-binding domain-containing protein. The coding region runs from base 181 to 4332 and encodes 1383 amino acids. NCBI's taxonomy places the organism in Eukaryota, Fungi, Ascomycota, Sordariomycetes, Hypocreales, Hypocreaceae. The record is from RefSeq and is a predicted model, not a curated record. The transcript is spliced from 3 exons.
CCAUUCCAGCCCGCUGCCGUCCAUCCUCUGCACCCCCCAAAAAACACCAUCGCCCACUGGCCGCCUCUCGAGUCGAGUCCGGCUGCCUGCUCGAUCCUCCCCUAGCUUCAGCCCGGGCUAUGAGGCUUAGCAUCCUCCGUGGGCUUGGGCAUCACUCUGCCUGCUGAGGACGACGUCGCAAUGUCGUCAGCGUCGCACCGCCAGUCGUAUCAGCCUCAACACGGCAGCACCAGCAGCAGAGACACGGGCCGGCCGCGGCCACAGUCGACCGCGCAGCAUCCUGUCGACCCCGACGAGGCCCGGAGCUUUGCGCUGCGAACCGCCUAUCUGCACUACCUGUUGCAACCCAAAGCCAAGCGAAAGCAAUAUGUCCCAGCCCCAAAGGCACCCACGCGAACGCACACCAGCGUUGGACAGCUGGUGCAGGACUUCGUCUCGGGCACGUCCACGAGCAUCAAGCUGCCUCACAACUUCGCUGCUGCUCUGCUGGACCGAGUUGGCGGCGUGCUGAGGGGCAGCGAGGCUCUGCCGGGCUACAGCGAUGCUGCUGUCAAGAGAAGCUUUGCCGAGGCGUACACGGCCUUCUCGGAGAGGGCGUUCCGCAAGACAAUCGAAAAGGAGAGGAAGUUUGAGCCCUUGGUCCUCAUCUUCUACUCUGCGGCCACCAAGGCUGCCCAGAAGGGCAAGACCCCGGACGACGAAUCCGACUCGUGGAAGCUGCUUCCAGACCGCCACCUGGCCAUGUUCGUGAGGCUUGCUGCCAGUGUCAUGAGGGACCUGGGCCACGACCGAGACCGACCAGAGCUGAUGGCCCGACUGAAAGACCUCGAGACCAAGCUUCUGAGAAACGACCAGGAUCUGGUCAGCAAUGGCACCGCUGGCGCUGGUACUACCAUCGAAGUGAUUGUGCCGCUGAGCUACGAGGUCAAGGAUAUGCCCAUGGUGCAGAUUGUCGCAAGCAUAUACGGCAUGGGCCUAUCGGAAGUCCAGGCCGAGAUCAACGCACACCGUCAGGUGUGGACAGAAGAGGCUGCUCUCAAGGACCUCAAAUCAUACCAGACGAGGCUCAAUGCCAACAUGCCCGGCACCUUGAGCAGCCAUGACUUCGAUGUCGAAGAUGCCUUUCAGGAGUGGAAGAAACACGAGGCUCCGCAUCUCUCGCAGAUGAUGAUGGAUAUCCUGACUGCUAAACCGGAGCUGGCCAAAACCAAGACCGGGUCCAUCGACAAGUCGCUACCGAGUCGACCGACGUCGUUGUACGGGGAUGAUCAAGCAUAUGCUGACCUCAGCCGUGUGAUAUCCGAUCCGGACUCGUCGUCCUUUGCGUUUGAUCCCUCCAUCAGCCUAAGCUCUCUGGCUAUUGGUGAAUCAAGCAGUAUCAGAACCGUAGAUGAAGCGAUAUAUACGUUUACCCCUCCUAACCCGAGAGCCUACUACAAGCACAUUCUCCAGCAGGCCAUGCUGUUUGACCAGAUCCAUGCUGACCCCAACAUGGACUACCAGCCGCUGUCGCACAAGUCCAUGGAGCUCCUGACCGAGCUCUGUGUGCGGUGGCGCAUCCCACAAUUCACGAGACUCAUUGUCCUCUUGGAAGCAGCUACCAAUCAGUUCCUCGAGAAGGAGAUCGCCCCCGAGGACCUCGACUCUGUUUUCGACAUGAUCAAGUCUCCAUCGCAAGAGCUCAAGAAGCCACCCCAUAUCCACGCGUACAACGCGCCUCUGACCGACUUCGACCCAAGCCGAUGGACAAUGCAUGAUUUUGCCGCCUACCAGCACACUCUUCACACUCUCCAUGACGCACUGCUGCAGGAACUCUUUGAUCUUCUGGAGGGGUGCUACGACGUCAAGCCGCCAAACAUCGGGCCUGUCAUGUAUCUUCUGGAAAACCACAUUGGCCAGGAUCCAAUCUUUUCUCCGCGGGCAGAAGUCAUGGACGAGUUCAGGCAGCUUCUGUCUGAGCGCCUAGCUCAAAAGGCCACGGCAGUCUACCACGAUAUCAUGCAGAAGCAGAUACCGGAGCAGAAGGAAGAGUGGGAGUUUGCUCACGUUGUUCAGCUUGGCAAGGCAGUGACCAAGGUGUGCGACCGGAUCCGAAAGCGUUACAAGAAGACGUCCACCAUCAUGGGCGUUGAUCCGUUGAGCAUCCUAGUGUAUGAAGUGUUUCCCAAGUUCGAGCAAGAUGCAAGCACCAUCGUUCAGAUCAUCAUGCAGUCGGCCAACGAGAGUGGCCAGGAAAUUGAGAUUCAAGACGGCUUUGAGCUCUACAAGGAGCUGAAGGAAAUCCGCGGUAUUCAUGAAGAAUUUCUCCCCAAAGAGCCCUUCGCCUUCAACAUUGAAGACUUGCUUGUCGACUUCGUGUGGCGCUGGCUGGCGUCGGCCGAGGCCCGAAUGACGGAUUUCGUGGACCAGGCGAUCAAGCAAGACAAGUUCCAAGUUCGAACAGAGAGCCCAGAUCAGAUCCCGGGAGAUGCGCAGCGGCAUAGUGUGUCCGUCAUUGACAUGUUCAUGCUCUUCAACCAGACGGUGGAUCAGGUCUACAAGCUGGAAUGGGGCAACCCAGAGCACCACGCCAGGUUCAUGACCGCGCUGGCGAGGAGCUUUUCUACUGGCAUUGGCCGUUACUGUGAGACCGUGGACCAGCAGUUUGCAAAGGAAAUGGAUCGUCCGUCUGCGCAGGAGCUUGCUGCCCAAACCCAGAGUACCCAGGAGAAGUGGAUGCAGUAUGCCAAAGAUGCAUGGAACAACAAGGAGAAGGCGGAGCCAUUCCAGUUCUUCCCGGAGUCCUUUGUCAAGCUCAACAACAUUGAGUACGCGAUGCAGGAGCUGGACAAGCUGGAGAAGACUAUGAAUGUCGAAGCAUGUGCGGCCCUGCUGGAGAAGAAAGACGGGGUCAAAAAGAAGACCCGGAAGCCAAACAAGUACACCUUCACCAUCAAGGUUGUUGAGGCAGAGGACAUCAAAGCUUGCGAUCCAUCAGGCUACAGCGAUCCGUACGUGGUCUUUGGCGACGAGUAUCAGAAACGACUCCACAAGACGCGUAUCGUCCAUCGAAGCCUGAAUCCUCGCUGGGAUGAGUCGUUUGAUAUCACCGUGCAAGGCCCAGUCAACGUCAUUGCGACAAUAUGGGAUUAUGAUACCUUUGGUGACCACGACUACGUCGGACGGACUUCGCUCAAGCUGGAUCCAAACCACUUUGGAGAUUACCUCCCUCGUGAAUUCUGGCUGGACCUGGACUCACAAGGCCGUCUCCUGAUCAGAGUGAGCAUGGAGGGAGAGCGCGAUGACAUUGUGUUCCAUUUUGGAAAAGCUUUCCGCCAUCUGAAGCGCACGGAGAGAGACAUGGUUCGAAAAAUCACGGACAAGCUUACUGUUCAAAUCAACGAAACGCUCUCGCUGGAGACUUUGCGGAAUCUUUUGGGAUCUGGCGGCGUCGGAGCUUCGAUUACGAGUCUAUGGAAGAAGAGAACUUCCACGGCUCCCCCCUCAGCAGGCCCUACCCAGGCACAGAUUGAGAGCGCACUCACCAAUCUGUUUGCAUACUUUGACGACAAUUUUGCCAUCAUGAAGAUGACUCUAACGGACGCCACAAUGAUAGCGGUCAUGACUCGUCUGUGGAAAGACGUGCUCAUGACGAUUGAGAAUCUUCUGGUGCCGCCCCUUUCCGAGAAGCCGUCGACCCAGAAGCCUCUCACACGCAGGGAGCUCGACAUCGUGUACCACUGGCUGGAGAUGCUUUUCAACUUCUUCAAUGCCAAGGACGAGCACUCGGGCGAGCAGCUCGGAGUUCCAGCCGAGGUGCUCAAAUCCCCUAAGUGGCACGAAUUGGCCUCGCUGAACUUUUUCUACUUUGAAGACACCAACAACCUCAUCCGGGAGUCGGAGCGCAUGGCUGCGGCCUCAGCACAGCGCGCUCAGCAAGCCUUGCAGCAGCAGAACCAGCCCCAGAGCCAGCAGAGCGGCAACAGGCUCGCGGUGCCGUCGAGUCUGGGGGCGUCGCUGGGCGGCGCCGGCUCGUUUGCGAGCAUGGGCACCAUCCGGCGCGGCAAGAGCAUCAUGAUGAGCCGCAACCUGGGCACGAUGCGCAAGGCCAAGGAGGCGAAGCGACGCGAGGCGCAGGCCGAUGCCAGUGACGAUAUGAUCUUACGGAUCUUGCGCAUGCGUCCCGAGGCGGCGAACUACCUCAAGGAGCGGCAGCGGCAAAAGGAGCGGCAGGCCGCGACGGCGGCAGCGGCGCUCAUUGUCAGGAACAGCGUCAACCAGGGGUGGAACUCUGGUCCCCCUUUCCAGGGGGCGCCCUUUGGACGGAAUAGUCUCUUGCCAAACAGGCGAUGA